ACUCCAAUCUUUAUAAUUUAAUUAAAACCCUAACUACCUAUCUUUCUCUCUCUUCUUACUUCACUUUCACUCAUUUUCACUUCCCACUUACUCAUCUCCACUGAAUCAUUCUCCCUUCUAAUCAACCAAUAACAUCACAAAAUUUUCUGGGAUUUUAUCAACCAACAAAAGAUAACAACUGGGUACUUUCAGAUAUUAUUCCAUUUUUGUUGCAAUUUCUGGGUUUGGUUCAAUUUUUUGGAUUAAUUUUCUUGAAUAAACAGAGGUGAUGUGUUGUUGAUCAGCUUUGAUGGCCACAGUGAAAAUGAAGGGCAUUACAUUUGGGUUGUUAGUGGUAGUGUUGUUAGCCCAUUUAGCUUCACUGAAGGCAGAGAUUUACAUAGUGACACUUGAGGAGGAUCCCGUGGUGAGUUACCGAGGAGGCGUGCUCGGUUUCGAAGCCACUGCUUCUGAGACUGAUGAGAAGGUUGAUGUUACCAGUGAGGCUGUCAUAUCAUAUGCUCACCACCUUGAGAAGAGACAUGAUAUGCUUCUUGGGUUGCUGUUCAAGGGUGGUACUUACACCAAAUUAUACAGCUAUCGACACCUUAUAAAUGGCUUUGCAGUUCAUACAUCGCCUGAGCAGGUAGAAACCCUUAGAAGAGCCCCUGGUGUGAAGUCAGUAGAAAGAGAUUGGAAAGUGAAAAAACUUACAACACAUACACCUGAGUUUCUGGGGCUCCCAACCGAGGUUUGGCCGACAGGAGGUGGUCAUGACAAGGCAGGAGAGGACAUUGUUAUCGGAUUUGUGGACUCAGGAAUAUAUCCCGAACAUCCAAGCUUUGCAGUUCAUGAUGCAGAACGAUAUGGACCCGUUCCAAAGUAUAGGGGGAAAUGUGAAGUUGAUCCUGUUACAAAGAGAAGUUUCUGUAAUGGAAAAAUUGUUGGUGCUCAGCAUUUUGCAAAAGCUGCAAUAGCAGCUGGAGCAUUCAAUCCAUCUGUUGAUUACGCUUCUCCUUUAGACGGUGACGGACAUGGAAGUCACACAGCUUCUAUUGCUGCUGGAAACAAUGGAAUUCCUGUCAGAAUGCAUAGAUAUGAAUUUGGAAAAGCAAGUGGCAUGGCUCCUCGUGCCAGAAUUGCUGUUUAUAAGGCUCUUUACCCACUCUUUGGAGGAUUUGUUGCAGAUGUUAUGGCUGCCAUUGAUCAGGCUGUUCAUGAUGGUGUUGAUAUCCUAAAUCUUUCAGUUGGGCCAAACAGUCCGCCAGCAGCAACGAAAUCGACCUUUCUAAAUCCUUUUGAUGCUGUGCUUCUCUCAGCUGUUAGAGCAGGUAUCUUUGUUGCUCAGGCAGCUGGAAAUGGGGGUCCUUUUCCAAAGACUAUUCUGUCCUACAGCCCAUGGAUAACGUCUGUUGCUGCUGCAAUUGAUGAUAGAAGAUAUAAAAAUCAUUUUUUCUUGGGAAACGGUAAAGUGCUGGCUGGUACAGGACUUUCACCCGCCACUCAUUUCAACAGAAGUUACACCCUUGUUUCGGCAAAUGAUGUGUUGUUAGAUUCAUCUGUUGUGAGAUUCAGUCCUUCAGAUUGUCAGAGACCUGAAGUUCUGAACAGAAGAUUGGUGGAGGGAAAGAUUCUUCUAUGUGGCUAUUCUUUCAAUUUUGUUGUUGGUAGUGCGUCAAUCAAGAAAGUUUCCGAGACAGCCAAAAGCCUUGGUGCUGUUGGUUUUGUCCUUGCUGUGGAAAGUGUUACUCCCGGGACAAAAUUUGAUCCUGUCCCUAGCAGUAUUCCUGGCAUUGUUGUGACUGAUGUCAGCAAGUCUCUGGAACUCAUAAACUAUUAUAAUGCCUCAACUCCACGGGAUUGGACUGGACGAGUAAAGAGCUUUGAAGCAAAAGGCCGUAUUGGUAAUGGGUUAAGGGCUAUUCUUCACAAAUCAGCCCCACAAGUGGCAUUAUUUUCUGCAAGGGGUCCCAACAUAAAAGACUACAGCUUCCGAGAAGCAGAUCUUCUGAAACCUGACAUUUUGGCUCCUGGAUCUCUCAUAUGGGGAGCUUGGGCACCAAACGGCACUGACGAACCCAACUACGCAGGGGAAGGAUUUGCCAUGAUAUCUGGAACAAGUAUGGCUGCUCCACAUAUUGCUGGGAUAGCUGCUCUUAUAAAGCAAAAACACCCUACCUGGAGCCCGGCAGCUAUUAAGUCAGCUUUGAUGACUACAACGACAACGAUCAAUAGAGCUGGGGGACCACUUCAAGCUCAGCAGUACACUGGAUCGUCUGAGGAAAUGACCUUGGUUACUGCUACACCAUUUGAUUAUGGAAGUGGCCAUGUUGAUCCCCGUGCUGCUCUAGAUCCUGGACUCAUAUUUGACGCAGGUUAUUCAGACUACUUGGGGUUCUUGUGCACCACACCAGGAAUCAACCCUCACGAGAUAAGGAACUACACAAGAUCACCUUGUAAUUUUACCAUGGGCCAUCCAUCAAAUCUCAACACACCGUCAAUAGCAAUCUCACACCUAGUCAGAACCCAAACUGUCACAAGAACUGUAACCAAUGUUGCUGAGGAAGAAACAUACACGAUCACAGCAAGGAUGGAACCGUCAAUUGCCAUCGAGGUAAACCCUCCUGCCAUGACUUUACUUCCAGGUGCAUCACGGAAAUUCUCAGUUUCCUUGACUGUCCGUUCAGUGACCGGGUCCUACAGCUUUGGCCAAGUCUUCUUAAAAGGAAGCCGAGGUCACAAGGUUAAGAUUCCAGUAGUAGCUAAGGGUUACAAACGAUAGGUCAAUUUAGGGAAAGUUUCACAAGCUUGUCCUUCUAAAGCACGAGGUUUAGAUCAUACAGUAUUCUUUAUGACAUGGAAAUAAGAGAGAAGACUGCUAUAUAUAAAUAUCGAACAAGGUUUCUGGGAAUGUAUAAGUAGGAAACUUACUUGUUUCCUUUCCUAGGUAGUAAAGUAUUUUGUUACCACCUUUUUGGUGGCUAAUUUUUGUUGUUGUAUUAGUGUUUAGAUUAAUUAUAGUAUAGACCGAUUCAGCUUGAUCUCUUCCGCUGGUCAUUGCCGUUGUAAAGAAGCUUGUGAGGCAGUGGUAACGGGGGAAAGCGAACGCAAGAAGGAAGUAUUGUAAGUUCAAUGAUCAGUUGUAAUAUUAUUAUCAAGUGUUUUGAGUAUUUGAAACAUAAUUUUAAAGCUUCCAUAAUGAAGAAGAGAGGUGGAGCAUGGAAGCUUUGAUUCGUGUAAGAAUGUCUUGUACAUGUAAUUUCACUAUUUCUUUAGAAGUUUUACAUUUGAUUCGUUAA
Spinacia oleracea (spinach) is the source of this 3278-nucleotide messenger RNA. RefSeq names its product subtilisin-like protease SBT2.5. NCBI's taxonomy places the organism in Eukaryota, Viridiplantae, Streptophyta, Magnoliopsida, Caryophyllales, Amaranthaceae. Gene Ontology annotation, biological process: proteolysis. Bases 290 to 2761 code for a protein of 823 amino acids. The record is from RefSeq and is a predicted model, not a curated record. The transcript is spliced from 11 exons. Gene Ontology annotation, molecular function: serine-type endopeptidase activity.